AUGCGUUGGCUUACUUAUUCUUCUACCGCUCUGUUGGUAUAUGCUGCCAAAGUAGCAGCUGACUGUCAGUCAUGGGGCUAUGACUUCGUACAUGAGGGGGGACCAUACUGUAUCAACACGACUGACACGGACUUUUUCUCCUUUGGCACAAUCUUUGAAGGUUGUACGCCUACAGAUAUCCAGGACUCGGUGACCCCAAUCUUGAUUGCCCCCAAUAGCGACGAAUACUUCUGUUCGGAUGUUGCGACCAAUCCAGAUGGAGUUAAUAUUGUCUCAACUUGUAAUGUGCCCGGCGAUGAGCUGCGAAAAUCUUCCAUGUGGUCAGGAAAUUGGAUUGUGAUUAUCGAGGGUUUGACAUUUGCAUGGAUGAGGUCUUUGGAUAUCAUUGCUGGCCCGCCCGCAACAGUCACCAAUACUGCUACUGUUACUUUCUCCGUGACGCAGACGCCUUCGACAACGGUAACAACGACAUUCACCACCGGCUUUACAACGACCUUGACUCCGGCGACAGUGACAGUCCCAUCGACAACGUCCACCCGGACCAUCACAGUGCGGCCAACGCAGGUCACAGUCACUGUGACGACGACGUCUACACGGACUCGAACGGACAAGAUAUACUCCAAAACGGCAACGACAACCACUGUAACGACAUCGUGCCGACCGCAACUUCCGAAAAGAGACCCCACCUGCACUCUGCGUCCCACAAAGGCGUCCCUUGCAGCUGCCACGGUCAUUGAAACUGCGCUCGCACGUGUCCGACGUAUCGACAAAACCAUUUUUGGGUCUCGCAGAUUCCAUGGAAUUUCGCCUCGUCGAGUCGAUGGUGGCUUGGCUAAGCGAGCUCAAGGGCCCGGUAGUGCUACAUUCACCGGGUUACAGGAAUUCAGACGGCUAACGGGUCCAGAUCAAUGCACCACCACCGUCUUAGAUACCGAAACAGUGGUUACGUCGAUGGUGACAUACACGGCGCCAACAAGCACGGAGCUGGUGAGCGAAACAACAUCAACAACAGUAACCAUUACACCCCCUCCAGUUACGGCAUAUUCAGGAAAGGCAAAGGUAACAACGACCGUUACUGCAAGUACUCCAACUCGGACAAGAGUUGUUCGAGUCUACACAACGUCAUGGACAACCACGACAAUCUGGGCAACAAUCACUUCGACCAUCACAACUCAUUCACCUGGUGUUGUGUGUGCUACUUCGCGGGCUUGA
This is a messenger RNA of Exophiala mesophila, 1212 nucleotides long. RefSeq lists its product as uncharacterized. The transcript has 5 exons. The record is from RefSeq and is a predicted model, not a curated record. The coding region runs from base 1 to 1212 and encodes 403 amino acids. Lineage: Eukaryota; Fungi; Ascomycota; Eurotiomycetes; Chaetothyriales; Herpotrichiellaceae.